Molecule: messenger RNA, 593 nt
Organism: Hipposideros armiger (great roundleaf bat)
Lineage: Eukaryota; Metazoa; Chordata; Mammalia; Chiroptera; Hipposideridae
Gene: COX6A2
Product: cytochrome c oxidase subunit 6A2
Exons: 3
Coding region: 70-366 (98 amino acids)
Biological process (GO): mitochondrial electron transport, cytochrome c to oxygen
Cellular component (GO): mitochondrial inner membrane; respiratory chain complex IV
Molecular function (GO): enzyme regulator activity
Source: RefSeq, a predicted model, not a curated record
GGGAGGGGAAGCUAGGUCUCGGUAAAGGGGAGUGAGAGGACAGUGGUGUCUGUCCGAGCUUCUCUCGCCAUGAUGGCUGUGCCUCUGAGGUCCCUGAGUCGGGGCUUGGCGAGCGCAGCCAAGGGAGACCACGGAGGAGCAGGAGCUGGCACCUGGCGCCUCCUGACCUUCGUGCUGGCGCUCCCGAGCGUGGCCCUCUGCACCCUCAACUCCUGGCUGCACGCGGGCCACCAUGAGCGCCCCCAAUUCAUCCCUUACCACCAUCUCCGCAUCCGCACGAAGCCCUACUCUUGGGGGGACGGCAACCACACUCUCUUCCACAAUCCCCACGUCAACCCUCUGCCCACCGGCUACGAACGGCCCUGAGGCCCCUUAAAGGUGCGGAAGCCGCUCGUCCGCAGGAGCCUUGAGGACCGCGGGGUGGGCGGUGCGCUCCCCGUGGCGCAUGCGCACAAUGCGGUCUGCGCUCCUGCUCUCCCCAAGGCCUGAUUCGGGAGGGACUGGGGGGUGCGCAUCCUUGAUGAACACGUUGGGGAUCCCCUCUCCUCCUUGUUCACCUAAUAAACAGGGCUCUGGGCUCUAAACGGCUUUCA